Messenger RNA from Lethenteron reissneri (Far Eastern brook lamprey), 2758 nucleotides. RefSeq names its product prominin-1-A-like. Gene Ontology annotation, cellular component: apical plasma membrane; prominosome; cell surface. Gene Ontology annotation, molecular function: cholesterol binding. Lineage: Eukaryota; Metazoa; Chordata; Hyperoartia; Petromyzontiformes; Petromyzontidae. The record is from RefSeq and is a predicted model, not a curated record.
UUCCGGCUGCCUCCUCCUCCUCCUAAAGUCGUCCACUCUCCAUCCUCAUCCAUCCAUCAUCAUCGACUCGUCCUACCGGCACCACGUCUCGAGUCCACCGCACCAGAUGCCCGAUUCAGCCUUUUGCAGCCUUCCCGCAGCGACGAUGGCUGGUGGUGUGACGGCAUUCCCGGCGGUUUUUGUACUGCUGGCGCUCGUCCUCGUGUCGAGCGUGCCGUCCACCACGCUGGACUUUGGGCAAGUUCCUACGGCCACCUACGUGACCGACACCAGUUACGACGCCGGCGCCAUCGGAACGCUCUUCUUGAUGAUGCACAAGUUUCUGGACCUCGUUCAGCCGAAUUCAUUUCCUCACGAGCUACUCGCCAAAGCUAUGAAGCAAGGUUUUGGAGUCGUAAACAAGGACUAUCGCCAGAUCAUCCGCUAUGAGCUCGGCUUUAUCGUGUGCGCGGCUUUGGGCGUCGCCUUCCUGCUGCUGCUCCCGCUGGCGGGCUGCUGCAUGUGCCGCCGCCGCCGCUGCUGCGGGAACCGCCGCGGAGAGAUGCUUCGGAGGCCACGGAAGAACGACGACUGCAAACGCAGCUGCCACGGCGCCUCGCUCCUCCUCGUCACGCUCGCCGUCGAGGCGGGCAUUGUGUGUGCCUACGUGGCCAACAACAAUGUGACCAACAAUAUCCGGCAGUCGGAGACCCUGCUGUCGAGCAACUUGAAGGACGUCCGGACCCUGCUCAACACUACGCCCCGUCAAAUCGACUACAUCGUUGAAAAAUACAACAUCACGAAGGACAGGGCGGUUUCCGAUCUCGACCACGUGGGACCGUUGCUGGGCCAGAGGAUCCAGAGGCGGCUGGGCACGAAGGUUUAUCCCGCGCUACGGGCUGCCCUGCAGAUGGCCGACGUGAUGUUGGCGACGCGCCUGGCGCUGCUGGACGUCAACACGUCGCUCUCGGUGCUGCGCGACGGUUCCGAGAAGCUGCAGAGGAACUUGACGACCGUGCGCAGCGGCCUUAACGCGACCCUCAAUGACCCCGUGUGCCAGAGGGCUCAGCGGUGCGUCGCCAUGUCGGGGCAGCUCGUCCUGCUGAAUAUCCACGCCGACUUCAGCUUGCCGCAGGACGUGUCCCGGGAAUUGGAGCAGGUGAAGAGACUGCUAGACACCAACUUUACAGCGAUGGUUGACAAGGGUUAUGCAGCUUUUAAUGGCACGCCUGAAAUCAUCGCACAGCAAACGAGAAACAUUGCUGCAGGCGUGAAGGAUCUACUGGACCACGUGGGCACCAGCAUCAAGACGACGGCGAGGCAGCUGCCCCUUCAGCUCGUGGUGCACAACGGCACCAAGUACCUGGACAUGGGCCAGGCGCUGGUGCACGAGCACCUGCCCACGGUCGCCCAGUACGACUUCUACAGGUGGCUCGUGUGCGUCGUCCUCUGCUCGCCUCGCGGGCCCUCGUGGUGCUGCUUCAACCUGCUGGGCCUGCUGUGCGGCACGUGCGGCUACGGCGAGCACGCCGGCGGAAAACUUCCUGAUGGCCAGCCCAAAUUUGCCAAUGGCGUGGGCUUCAGCUUGACCUUCUCGUGGCUGCUGAUGCUGGUGGUGACGCUCACGUUCGUCCUGGGCGGGAACGUGGAAAAGCUUUUCUGCCAGCCCUUGGCCGACAAUAACCUCUUCAAGUUCUUCGAUACGCCAAAUCUGUUCAAGCCGAAGCAUCUCUUGCCAGGAGUUCUCUUCAACAAUCCAGACCUGAACAUUACCAUUGAGGGCGUAUACAGUGAUUGCAAAAGUAACACAGGGAUCCAUUCUGCUUUUCAACUCUCAAAUCUAUUCAACUUGGACAGCCUCCUAAACAUCACUCGGUAUACGGAUGACAUCGCAAGCAAAUUUGACCCCAUCAAUGUGAACCUGUUGGACAUGAAGCUGCUGGAACCCAGUGUCAAGCAGAGCCUGCUGGACUUCGCAACGACUGGAAUCGGCAGAAUCGACUUCAGCGCAUUCAGCGCAGAGCUCAACAAAGGCAUUUCUGAGGUUGAUCUGCUUCUGUUUGCCGAUGAACUCAGCGAAAAAGCUAAACACCUGAGCGAGGCGCUGGCGAACGCGCUGCGGGGACACGCGGCGAGCAUCCGCUGGAUUCACUACAACCAAGUGGUGCUUCUCAACAGCAGCGUGAGUACUUUGAACAAGAGUUUGAACUCUUUCCAGAGGACAUCCCUUGCUCUGCAGAGUGCGAUUACAGAAGCCAUUGACAAAUUGGACAUUGCCCAGAGUCUCAUCAAUAACAAUGCCUCAGAGGUUAUCAUUGGGGAAAUGAAGACCUAUAUGGAGACUAUAAUAGGAUACUUCGAGAGUUACGUUACUUGGACAAAGUUUUCCAUUUCCAACAAGGUGGGCGCCUGCAAGCCGCUCUCCAACCUGGUUGACUCUGUAGACAUCAUUGUGUGCAGCUACGUGAUGGACUCGCUGAACGUGUUUUGGUUUGGCCUCGGUUGGGCGACGGUGUUUCUAGUCCCGAGCAUCAUUUUUGCCGUGAGGCUGGCAAAAAACUACCGGCGAAUGGACACCGAGGACAUGCAUGAUGAUGCUUCAGUCACGAGGAUCUGGAAUUUAGCCUUCUGAUCGCCAUUCCUACUUUUGAAGUCGUGUUAGUUUGUUUGAUGGUUCCACUUUGGAAUGUUUUGCCCGUUCUUUUUUGUUGUGAAAUUCUGCACGCCUUUCUCAUCGCAACUGCACACUUUUGUUUGUUAGCAAAUGUACAAUUCAUCU